This is a messenger RNA of Prorocentrum cordatum, 437 nucleotides long. The record is from the annotation of a GenBank genome assembly. Lineage: Eukaryota; Dinophyceae; Prorocentrales; Prorocentraceae.
GGCGCUCCCCGGGGAACGGCGCUGGGUCGGGCUGGGCGGCGCUGCCUCAGGACCUCCGGGUGCUGGUCUGCCAGCUGGCCGGCCCCCGCUGCUCCGCGAGGCUCGGGUGCGCCAGCAGGCGCGCGCGCGAGCUGGCGCGGGACGAGGCGGUCUGGCGCUGCUUCUGCGGCGCCCGCUGGGGCCGCGGGGCGAACCUCCACGCGUACCAGAGCGCCCGGGACCUGUACCUGGACGGCAACGGCUGGUUCCCGCGGAGCCGCGGGCAGGGCGCGUCCCCCGCCUUCGAGGUCCGGCGCGUGCGGCUGCACGCCUCCGCCUGCACGACCAUGGACCUGAGUUUCGCUGGCGACGAGGUUAUCGUCGUCUCGGAGGCCCCCCGAGAUGGCGGACCUGGCAGGCCCGUCGGCGUGCAGGUCGUGGACUACAGCACCGGAGAG